AUGCACAUUCUCUCAGUAUUGAUGUACUUACUAGCAGCGUUCCCUUUCGCAGCUGCUAAUUCAACUGGCAUCAGCCUCUACACUGGGGCCAAUGACGGGAAUCUGACCUCGCUCAGGUUGUCCAAGUCCGGAGAAGGAUUCAUUCUCGAAAAGACCAGUGUCCCCGGCUCGUGCGGCGAUCAGCCGGUCUGGCUGGACUUGGAUAAAGCAAACAACGUGCUGUACUGUCUCAACAGGCCGGGUUCUAUUACCACAUAUGGGACUUCCGAGAGUGGUGAGCUCAGCGCUCCGUUGGACACGGGCAACACGACUAUUGGUCCGACACUUUUGUACCCGCCGCCCGAUCCAGUCGGCCCUGAUCCCGCUCAAAACGUCUCCCAUUGUCACGAUGUGGUUGUGGACUUCACUGGCACCUAUUUGGUGGUGCCUGAUUUGGGACAUGACCUGCUUCGCGUCUAUACCUUUGACGCAAAUACCAACAACCUCACUGAAAUUUCCACCGUGCCGACCGCUCGUGGAGCUGGUCCCCGCAAUGGCCUCUUCUGGUCGCCCGAUCCAAACUGGCUCGAGAACCGCUCGGCUCCCCUUUACUUCUACGCACUGGCGGAACUCGACGGCACCAUCACUUCGUGGAGGGUGCCAUACCCGGAAGAAGGAGGUCUUCACUUCGAGCAAGUUGAGGUCAUCAAUUCUUACCCCGGGCCCACGAACACAAAUGUGGUUCCCGCCGAAAUUGAGCUUUCUCCUGACAACAGGGUCACCUACACCUCAACCCGCAACGACUCCUACUACGACAUCCCGGCACUGAGCCCGGGCAACUCGAGCACCGACGCCUCGGACUCACUCACCGUCUUCGCCCCGCGUGAGGACGGCACCCUGGAAGUCUUGCAGUACCACCCCGCAGGCGGCCUAUGGCCUCGACACAUCAAGCUCAACGAGGCUGGGGAUCUGCUUGCCGUGAGCUUGCAGAAUACGCACCGUGUGGGCAUAACCGAGAGGGAUGUGGAGACCGCGUUGCUCGGCGACUUUGCCGCACAUGUUGACGCUGUUGGUGAAGCAGUAGUUACUUUAUGGGAUGAAUAG
This is a messenger RNA of Diaporthe citri, 1083 nucleotides long. RefSeq lists its product as uncharacterized. NCBI's taxonomy places the organism in Eukaryota, Fungi, Ascomycota, Sordariomycetes, Diaporthales, Diaporthaceae. Gene Ontology annotation, molecular function: protein binding; 6-phosphogluconolactonase activity. The transcript has 3 exons. The record is from RefSeq and is a predicted model, not a curated record. The coding region runs from base 1 to 1083 and encodes 360 amino acids.